This is a messenger RNA of Rubroshorea leprosula, 1887 nucleotides long. Lineage: Eukaryota; Viridiplantae; Streptophyta; Magnoliopsida; Malvales; Dipterocarpaceae. The record is from the annotation of a GenBank genome assembly.
AAAACCCGCGUUUUCUGCCCUCUCUAGAUUUCUCCUCCCAAUCGAACCCCACAAUCUCCCACUCCUAUUCUGCAUUCUCUUUCCCCAAAAUCUCUCUUUUUUUAGGUUUUCAGAAUCUGAAUUUUUCACCCAAAGCUAGAAACGAUGUUUCUGGGCUUGCGGGAAUGAGGAGCGGCACAAUGUGCACUGUAUUGGCUUGAUCUGGUUCCUUCUUCAACUGGUUUUGGCGUUGGAGUUUUGGAAAUGUUGAAACCUAGACUAGUAUGAGCCAGGCUGACGUAUCAAAGAUGAAGCCACCACUUGUUCCACUUGGGACCUUGAUUGGUCGUGAGCUGAGGAGUGAGAAGGCUGAGAAACCUUUUGUGAAGUAUGGACAGGCUGCUUUGGCAAAAAAAGGGGAGGAUUGUUUUCUGAUUAAACUUGAUUGUCAGAGGGUUCCUGGAAAUCCAGCAACUUCUUUUUCUGUGUUUGCGAUUUUUGAUGGGCAUAAUGGUAUAUCAGCUGCCAUUUUUGCAAAGGAGAACUUAUUGGACAAUGUCUUGAGUGCAAUUCCUCAGGGUGUUAGUAGGGAAGAGUGGCUUCAAGCCCUUCCCCGGGCUCUAGUAGCAGGCUUUGUGAAAACUGACAUAGAGUUUCAGCAAAGAGGUGAAACUUCUGGAACAACAGUGACAUUUGUUGUUAUUGAUGGUUGGACUGUGACUGUUGCAUCUGUUGGUGAUUCACGAUGCAUAUUGGAUACCCAAGGGGGUGUUGUUUCUCUCCUUACUGUAGAUCACAGGCUAGAGGAAAAUGUGGAAGAGAGGGAGCGUGUGACUGCAAGUGGGGGUGAAGUAGGAAGACUUAAUGUUUUUGGGGGCAAUGAGGUUGGUCCACUCCGUUGCUGGCCUGGUGGAUUAUGCUUGUCUAGGUCAAUUGGGGAUACUGAUGUUGGAGAAUUUAUUGUCCCUAUACCACAUGUCAAGCAAGUGAAGCUGUCAAAUGCUGGGGGAAGACUCAUUAUUGCUUCAGAUGGUAUCUGGGAUGCUCUGUCUUCGGACAUGGCAGCUAAGUCAUGUCGAGGUUUACCUGCUGAUCUCGCAGCAAAGCUUGUUGUUAAGGAGGCUUUGAGGACAAGGGGCCUGAAGGAUGAUACAACUUGCUUGGUUGUUGAUAUAAUCCCAUCCAACCAUCCUAUCCUACCACAAACACCAAGGAAGAAACAAAAUGUCCUUAGUUCAUUUCUCUUUGGGAAGAGAUCUCAAAAUGCUACAAACAAGACAACAAAUAAACUUUCUGCAGUUGGAGUUGUUGAGGAGUUGUUUGAAGAGGGUUCUGCCAUGCUUGCUGAAAGGUUAGGCAAGGAUUUUCCCAUUGAUGCAAACUCUGGACUCUUCAAAUGUGCAGUCUGCCAAGUGGAUCAGCCUCCAGCAGAUGGUUUAUCAGUAAACUCCGGGCCUUUUUUCUCACCUGCAUCAAAGCCCUGGGAAGGACCCUUUCUCUGCGCUACGUGCAGGAGAAAGAAAGAUGCCAUGGAAGGGAAAAGGCCAACCAGAACCACAGUGACCUCAUGACAACUUACCCAGUAACACAGUAUAUAGAUGUAUUUUUUUGUCUAGCUGUGUGAACAUGCUCGGUUUUUUGUUUGUUGGUUGUGAUUUGCAAUAGUUGCGUGUAAGAAAUGAGGUAGAGGUAGGGUAGGUGUGUUGCCAUCAUUUGUUUGUAAGAUUCCAGUUUGUGCUCGGCUGUUCUAUGACUGACCACAGACAAAGAUGCUCUCUAAUCUAUAUUUAUUAUAGUUUGAUUACUAACAGCUUAAAUUUGUAAGUAAACGUGAAGGUUGCAUAAUGAUAUAUGUAUUUCAGUAGUCUUUUCUGUAUUCUGUCAAAACUCAAGCUUCAAUGUUAUUUU